GCUACGAGCAGGAAGUGUCCCAGCUGCGGGCGGAGACUGCACCAUGGCCCCGGACCCCUGGUUCUCCACAUACGAUUCUACGUGUCAGAUAGCCCAAGAAAUCGCUGAGAAGAUUCAAGAACGAAAUCAGUGUGAAAGAAGAGGUGAAAAGACACCGAAGCUUACCUUGACAAUCAGAACGUUGUUGAAGAAUCUGAAGGUAAAGAUCGACCUUUUGAAGGACUUACUGCUAAGAGCUGUGUCGACACGCCAGAUAACACAACUGGAGGGGGAUCGAAGACAGAACCUGCUGGAUGACCUUGUCACCCGAGAGAGACUGCUCCUGGCAUCGUUUAAGAAUGAGGGUGCAGAGCCGGAUCUGAUCAGGUCCAGCCUGAUGAGCGAAGAAGCAAAGCGAGGAACUCCCAACCCUUGGCUCUGUGAGGAGCCGGAGGAGACCAGAGGUUUGGGUUUUGAUGAGAUCCGACAACAGCAGCAGAAAAUUAUUCAAGAACAGGACGCGGGUCUUGAUGCCCUUUCCUCUAUCAUAAGUCGCCAAAAACAAAUGGGCCAGGAAAUUGGGAACGAACUGGAUGAACAGAAUGAGAUCAUCGAUGACCUUGCCAACCUCGUUGAGAACACAGAUGAGAAGCUUCGAACUGAAGCCAGGCGAGUGACCCUGGUGGACAGAAAGUCAACUUCCUGUGGGAUGAUCAUGGUGAUUUUAUUGCUGCUCGUGGCUAUUGUGGUCGUUGCAGUGUGGCCAACCAACUGAUAGCAAUAAAGGGACCACCCGCUGUGACACCUGCCAACUACGAAUGAAAGCCCAGCAUCCUUUUGGUACAUAACACCUGCUCUCAAUAAAUUUUCCACCGCUCUGGGCUCUUGGUGUACCUUGUUUGGGUAGAGAACAGAGCUGAGCAGCUCUGGAGACCUUCCUAGAGCACUGGCCCAGUUGUGUCCCCUGUCUUCUGUCAGUGAUUUUGUUGGUAGUCAGAAGUCCCUCAGAUGGCCAUUGUCCCACAGCUGCCAAUGGAUUCCAGUCACCCUCUGUGUGCUGGGCAUCCUGAGGGCUGUCAUAUUAAUAGGCAGUGUGUGACCUUGGUGGCUGCUUGUACUGCGGAAAACCACGUGCCCUUGUGCAAAUGAGUGGCUGAUCAUGUGUCUGGGUGUCCAGAUAGCAGGAUCUACGUAAGGCAAGAGCCACACAGAAGACAUAGCCAACAGCCUCUCUGUCAGCCACCAUGUGUAAUUUCCCACAAAGCUUAGAUGCCCAACAGUGCUGGCUAUUUCUGCUCUAAGAGUUUCUGGACCAUCUUCGUAUCUGGACGUGAACCUUUUCAAUUUUGCUUUGUUAAUAAACGCGUCCUUCAAGAUUGAUGACACCUUUCUAAAACAAAAUCCAGACGUGGAGGCACAUGCCUUUAACCCCAGCACUUAGGAGUCAGAGGCAGUGGAGUUCAAAAAAAAAAAAACAACAACAACAAAAGACAUAUUUGACACCUUUCUAAGUAGCCCACAGCCUUAGAUCUUGAGGGAGGGAGCAGUCAGAGGAAAGCCUGGUUAUAAAGCAGGAAGUGCUGCCUCCGUCCAGCCUCUCCACUGGCUCUGAAGCCAUGUGUGUGCCAAGUGAGGGCAUGCACAUAAGUAUUUCAGAGACAGGACUCAGAGCGAAACUGACUGCAAAAGAUACCGGGUCUACAGAUGGGUGCUGGGGCAGCGAGCCCUCUCUCCUCUCUCUACAGAAAGCAGGAUGGGCAGUUAGCCUCGCUUUCUCAUAGCAGAAAGAAGAGUUAAAGCUAAUGCCAGAAGUCUUGCCGUAGCAUUGGCUUCAGUGAGGAGGAGACAGGCCUGUGGUAGGUCCUGUGACUUUCCUUAAGAGAACAUAAUCCAAAGCCUGCGCUGGACAGAAUCAGGCACCAGGAAGAAAGCCCCAGUGUCACCUAGACUGGUGCCCUUUCCUGGGACCCUGAGACCGAGGAUUCCAAGUGUUUUGUUUGACUCUGACUCAUACCAGAAUGCAGACAGGCAGGACAGCAAUGGGGUCUCUGUGGCACAGCAAAGGGUUUCUGGGAGCUCUCAGGCCAGCAGUGAAGUGUCCAUCUCGAGAGCACAUCACCUCAGCUCGAGUUCUGGCUGAACUACUUACCCUGGCCUCCCACGGGACAAGACGAAGUAACAGAAGACAAGAGAGUAAGAAACACGCUGCCGACGGGGGUUGCCAUACCACUUAUCAGCUCUGUGACCACAGACAGACAGGUUCCCUUUCUGUGCCAGUGGCCUCAUGUACAAAAAGGUGACAAUCCCCCGCUGCCCCACCUUGCCCCACCUCAGGGCUGCUGGGAGGACUGGGUGAGGUACUGAAGCACAGCAAGCCACUUGGCUCAGGUGGAAGGGGACUCUUCCUAUAACACUAGUCUAAGCCGAGGUGUCCAGCAGGCUCAGGACCCUGUCUCCCACUCUUCUAAGUACACGAACUGUAGGAGCAAGCCAGGCAGGGGCAAAGUUUGCUGCUAACUUGGCCAAUGAUGCCCAAGUUCCUGAGGAUCCCAAGGCCCUAGGAGCUGACUUAGCCAGAUUGUCAGGGUCAUAGUAUACCAGGAGGUGGCAACUGGCAGAGGGUGUGAAGCAGGCUGUGAGGGGCGGACUGGAGGUGAAGAAGAGUGUGGGCUUGUGUCAGGGGCGUGUGAUUGGGAAGACAGGAGCCUUGCUGGACUGCUGGCCAGGGCUUUAAGACACAGUGUACCCUGAGACACAUUUGUCAGGGCAGGGUGGUUGCUAAUGGAUCAUCCAAUGUAAGACCAAGAAUCUGUAGAGCUCCAUCAUCCAGUCUUGUGGGAAACCCCAAAUCUGUACAAACAGUGUCUCCUGGGAGCCCCCCACUUUGGGGCUCAGAAGCAGCAGCAUUGAGAGUCUGUUUAACUUUCUCACCUCCUCUUGACUUGCUCAGCACGAAGCCCCGGCAACUCGUGGGACACUUUGAACCAGAGCCACGAAGGCCUGGCUCAGUUGCACUGAAAGCCCUUUUCAGGAAGACACUGGCCCAUGUCUGCACACAGUGGCUUCUGUUCUUCUGGCCGAAUGGGCUCUAGGCCCAGUCAGGGCAUUGUGUGACCCCGGACAAGUUCCUUCCCUUCUGUAUACCAUGGGCAGGGGAGCGCAGGAGGAAAGCUGCCUGAGAGGUUCAUGGUGUGAGGACCGUGGGCACUGCAGGCAGGGAGACUCAUCCCCAGGCAGUCUUCCUCAAAGAUGGCUUUCCCCGCACCAUCCAAAGCAGCCAGGCAUGCCCAGCUGAGUGGGGUGUACCAGAGAGCCUGCUGCUUCAAAGCCCAGGGGACAGCUCCUGUAGAGUGGGGUUUGCCAGCGGUGUUUGCAAGGCCUAGUUUCCCAGUUACUAUGUCAGGUCUGUAGACCAGUGACCUGCUGUGAGCGUUCUGGAACCAGUGACCUGCUGUGAGCAUUCUGGAACCAGUGACCUGCUGUGAGCAUUCUGGAACCAGUGACCUGCUGUGAGCAUUCUGGAACCAGUGACCUGCUGUGAGCAUUCUGGAACCAGUGACCUGCUGUGAGCAUUCUGGAACCAGUGACCUGCUGUGAGCAUUCUGGAACCAGUGACCUGCUGUGAGCAUUCUGGAACCAGUGACCUGCUGUGAGCAUUCUGGAACCAGUGACCUGCUGUGAGCAUUCUGGAACCAGUGACCUGCUGUGAGCAUUCUGGAACCAGUGACCUGCUGUGAGCAUUCUGGAACCAGUGACCUGCUGUGAGCAUUCUGGAACCAGUGACCUGCUGUGAGCAUUCUGGAACCAGUGACCUGCUGUGAGCGUUCUGGAACCAGUGACCUGCUGUGAGCAUUCUGGAACCAGUGACCUGCUGUGAGCGUUCUGGAACCAGUGACCUGCUGUGAGCAUUCUGGAACCAGUGACCUGCUGUGAGCUUUCUGGAACCAGUGACCUGCUGUGAGCGUUCUAGAAGUACACCACUCACAGAACACAGAGUGGCCAGGCAGCCAGAGCACCCCUGUCUUCAGGGACUUUGUCAAUGAAAGUAAACCUUAUUAAAACAGCAGCAUAUGAAUUGUUUAACUUAACUGAUUAUUAAUUAUAUGCAUCUUAAAUCUGGAUACCAUAUAAAGAAAUCCAGAUACCUGGA
This is a messenger RNA of Mus musculus (house mouse), 4129 nucleotides long. RefSeq names its product syntaxin 8 (gene Stx8). Bases 44 to 754 code for a protein of 236 amino acids. The transcript is spliced from 8 exons. The record is from RefSeq and is marked validated. Gene Ontology annotation, cellular component: trans-Golgi network; membrane; early endosome. Gene Ontology annotation, biological process: early endosome to late endosome transport; vesicle-mediated transport to the plasma membrane. NCBI's taxonomy places the organism in Eukaryota, Metazoa, Chordata, Mammalia, Rodentia, Muridae.